Messenger RNA from Rhopalosiphum padi (bird cherry-oat aphid), 1010 nucleotides. RefSeq lists its product as uncharacterized. Lineage: Eukaryota; Metazoa; Arthropoda; Insecta; Hemiptera; Aphididae. The transcript is spliced from 7 exons. The coding region runs from base 277 to 942 and encodes 221 amino acids. Gene Ontology annotation, cellular component: nucleus. The record is from RefSeq and is a predicted model, not a curated record.
UAUAUCUGUGGAAUAACGUAACAAGAAAGUUGAUAACGUCGUCCGGACCAACGACGGAUGAGUAAAAUUAUAAUGACCGUGGUUUGAAAAUACAUUUUCCCUCCAAUGAUAACCGGUGAGCGGACGCGUAUAAUUGCAGAGUAUCGAGAGAAGAAAAAUCAAUUAAAUACGGUGACGGUCACUUAAUUGAUUUUCGUUGAUAUUUAAAAUCCUUGAAACACCAUAUUAAUAUACUAAUAUUGUAUUGGCUCAAUUGUCUUACAAUUUCUUUAAAUUAUGGAAGACGAACAGGAUUCAAUAGAAAUUGAAAAUCCUAGUAAAAGCGCCACUGUCCUCUGUGUUCAAUAUCUUAUAUCACAUCACAUGAAAUCUAAAAAUGUAAUUAAAAAAGAUGAUCUGAUGAAAACUAUCUUCAAAGGUCGCAAUAUCAGUAAAAAUUAUGAAAGAGUUAUGGAAGAAGUAAAAAACACCUUAAAAAGUACUUUUGGAUUUUCAAUAUCAUAUAUUAAAAAUGAUCACAAGCAGUUCAUAAUUAUAAAUAGUAUAGAAGAGAUUGAUGCUCCUGAAUUUAGUCUUUCUGAAGAAUCAAAAUACCGUAUUUUACUUAAACCAAUAAUUGGGGCUUUAGUUAUGGUCCGUGCACCAAUCAGUGAAGGUCAAAUGUGGAAUAUACUGGACAAAUUUGCUCAGAAAUUAAAUUUAGACAUGGAUUAUAUUAAACGAAUGGUUAAAGGAGAUUUUGUAAGAGAUCAAUAUCUUCAACACAAACUUACUGAUGAUACAACUAUAAUGCUUGAUCCAGAAAAAACAAGUUAUUGGUUUACUUUAGGACCUAGAGCAUUAGAAGAAUGUGAUCAGAUGGCAUUAUUAAAACGAGUUGGCGAAUUGUACAACAAGCCUGCCAAGUCUUUCAAGCGUGUUUAUGCUGCGUUAAUUAAAUAAUAAUUUUUGUUUGUAAGUCUUUUAAUCUCUAUUAUGUUAUCUCAAAAAUAAACAAUGGACUCAACUUA